This is a messenger RNA of Iphiclides podalirius (scarce swallowtail), 1053 nucleotides long. NCBI's taxonomy places the organism in Eukaryota, Metazoa, Arthropoda, Insecta, Lepidoptera, Papilionidae. The record is from the annotation of a GenBank genome assembly.
AUGAGCGCGCCUGCCCUCAGGUUUGCUAGGCAAUUCCUCGACGCUCAUGAGAUCGACGUGAGGGACGGCAAGAUCGAGAGCAUAAUCGAUGUGGAAACGACCACCGCCGCGAAGUCUACCACGUCGGCGUCCGCGACCACAACGGCGCCGCCCGUGGUCAUCCUUGUGGACGACCAGCCCGCGCCGGCGAACAUCACUAGUGCCCCGAAGCCGAGGAAGGGCAGACGUGGCCGCAAACGGCUCCCGAGGUCGCCGCGAAGGGGACGGCCGACGAGGAAAAGGUUCAGAUCAAGAUACGAGUACGAUGACAGAGGGUCGCGACACCGCAACAUCGAGUACCGCAUGGCCGCAGACGACCCCCGUUUCGACCCCCAGGUGGACCUUCGUACGCGCCUCGACACUCUGCGCCCACUCAUCGCCACCGCAAACUUAAUGAACUCGCGCUUCGGAAGAAAGGCGGUGUCGAGCGGGAUGCGCACAAAGUGCACGUGCCACGGCGUGUCGGGCUCGUGCUCGGUGCGCACGUGUUGGCGCGCGCUGCCGCCGAUGGCGCGCGUGGCGGCCUCGCUGGCGGCCGAGGCGGCGCGCGCGGGCCCUUUGAGGGCGCACAACAGGCGCCGCGCGAGGCCGCGCCCCCGCCUGCGCUACGUCACGCCCAGUCCCGACUACUGCGAGCCGGAGCCGGCCGCCGGCUCGCUCGGCACCCACGGCAGGUACGCUGCAGCGCGCGGACCCGAUGAUGUCAUAUACAGAUACGGUUGCCUCGUAUCCGUAUAUAAACGCAAAAGUGAACAGGUUUAUACUGAGCUAGCGCGCUUUCCAUCAACGGCUGCAUCACCACUUACCGUCAGGUGGGAUGGCAGUCAAGUGCUGACCAGGAAGUGCAACGCCAGCCUGGGCGGGGCUGCGGGCGGGUGCGCGCGCCUGUGCUGCGGUCGGGGCCGCCGCGCCGUGCGCUCGAGCCGCCUCGAGCGCUGCCGCUGCCGCUACCACUGGUGCUGCCGCGUGGACUGCCAGCUCUGCCGAGUCACCACCGAGGAGCACUUCUGCAAC